AUGGGGUGCUCGAAGUGUCGAUACAGCGAUCGCGGAUGCGCGCGGUGCGUGCGCGAUUUCGUCUCCAACAGCGCGGCGAGGACGGAGGGUAAACUCGGGAUAGCGUCCAAGGCGAACGCGAAUUCAAACGCGUCGAACGCGAAGACGGGGGAGAAACGACGGAAGAGCGCGUCGCAGGCGACGAGCGCGGUGAAGAGACACAAAACGAGCCCGGUGUUGAAGUCUGGGAAGUCGCGGAACUCGCUCGGGGCGAAGACGCCGGCGGUGAAGACGCCCAAGGCGAGAAGCGGGACGACGGGGACGGCGCCGAGUCGGGCGAGAGCGACGAAGACGCGCGAGGGCGGUGAGUCUCGGAUAGACGAAGAGGAUGAGUACGAGAGCGAUAAAGAAAACGUUAGAACUGCGAUGGACGGUGGUAAGUGGGGGGCGCGAUCGGUGGAUUCGGGCGGGAGGGUGCUGUUCGACGAGUGCGAGGCGCCGUCGCCGAAGCCGAUCGAGGAGAUGUCGCCGGGACAGCUGGAAAUGAUUGUCGCAAAGUCGCCGUCGUCGAUGCGAUUAGGCAAUGGAUUCGAUAAUGAUGCCCCGCAGUCACCUCUUGCGGCGGCUUUUGCGAUGAUUAGUGAAUUUUUGGAAUCGCCCAAGCGCGAACGCCAACACCGUAGCGGCGCCAACGUCGAGUCGUUUUGGGGACUCGCGGCGCAUUGAUGAUUUACUUUCACACGUCGAAGCGCACAGAAACACACA
Messenger RNA from Ostreococcus lucimarinus CCE9901, 744 nucleotides. RefSeq lists its product with no specific name. The record is from RefSeq and is a predicted model, not a curated record. The transcript has a single exon. The coding region runs from base 1 to 705 and encodes 234 amino acids. NCBI's taxonomy places the organism in Eukaryota, Viridiplantae, Chlorophyta, Mamiellophyceae, Mamiellales, Bathycoccaceae.